CAUCAAAUUAUUUUUAGGCUUGACCAAAACUGACUCUAACUGAUUUCUCAGCACAAGAUGAUCUUUGUCUUCACACUGAAACAGGCAGARUGCAUUCCUUCAAGUAAUGCUAGACUUUAAUUUGAUUUUAUGCUUUUAUUCAUUUAUGCCAACAUUUCUGAGCAUCAGACUUGUAAAAGAGAUAAGAUCUGAUGAAUGUAACUUCACAAGUCUCUCUGUUUGUGAACUGGAGGUGGUGUUCAGCUCUGAUUAAACAGCACCAGAGACAGAGCUGAGAUUGAGUAGUCAUUGUUUGCUUGCAACAGAGUCCAGAUCUGAGAUUCAAAGGAGUGACGCUGCAUUUUUCUGCCUCUGACCUUUGACCUGAAGUCAGACUGUUUUUUUUUCUUGAGCUUUUUUUUUCAGACUCAUCAGCUGGAUCAUUAAAACACAGCUGAGUUUAAUCAGACCAUCUGAUCAGGAUCUGGGUCCAAACAGGGCUGGGUUUGAGAGAGGGAGUCAGGCGGAGCUGGGMUUAAAUGCUCUUUCAGGUUGUGUGUGGUCAGAGCAGCUGAGGGGCAGUGAAGUGAAGAGGACAACGGAGACAAUGAUGGAACUUCUUGGAGACGCUGUGGCCAAAGUCGGUGGUCUGGUCACCGGAGCUCUGAAUUUCUUCACCGACUUCUUUUUGACUCCACCGCUGACGGCAACUCUUCAAUACUUAGAAACUGCUGAACUGAAGACGUUGAAAGGAGAAUCCAAAACUUUCAAAGCCAAGACUCUGUGGGAAAAAACUGGAGCUGUUAUCAUGGCAGUGCGCCGACCGGGGUGAUUUUUGUGCAGAGAGGAGGCCGCAGAGCUGUCCUCUCUGAAACCCCAGCUGGACCAGCUCGGGGUCCCUCUUUAUGCUGUGGUGAAGGAGGACAUCGGCACGGAGGUCCAGAACUUCAGACCCUUUUUCAAGGGUGAGAUUUUCCUGGAUGAYAAGAGGAGGUUUUAUGGGCCCCGGGAACGGAAGAUGGGGCUGCUGGCGUUCGUGCGUCUUGGAGUGUGGAUGAGCGGCGUGCGAGCCUUCAGAAGAGGCUUCAUCGGAAACGUUUCGGGAGAGGGCUUUGUGCUCGGUGGGGUUUUUGUCAUCGGACGAGGCCAACAGGGGAUUCUCCUGGAGCACAGAGAAAAGGAGUUUGGAGACAAAGUCAACAUUUCAGACGUCCUCCAAGCUGCCAAAAGRAUCCCAUAGGAACAUUAGAGACUCGAGCUGCUCAAGUGUUUGUCUCUGAGAAACAAAAGUGCAUUUUGURUGAGAGAUCAUAAAGGCUUUGGGUGUGUUCAUGAUGGUCUGUUUUUAAAUGCAACAAAAGGAGCAGACCUGAUGUUUAACACAGUUUCCUGUAUGACUCAAAUACAUUUGUAUCUUAGGAGCUGAGAGGUGAACAUUUCUGACCAAUAAAUCAUGUCCUUGUCUUCAA
Molecule: messenger RNA, 1448 nt
Organism: Austrofundulus limnaeus
Lineage: Eukaryota; Metazoa; Chordata; Actinopteri; Cyprinodontiformes; Rivulidae
Product: redox-regulatory protein FAM213A-like
Exons: 5
Molecular function (GO): antioxidant activity
Source: RefSeq, a predicted model, not a curated record